Molecule: messenger RNA, 1611 nt
Organism: Penicillium lagena
Lineage: Eukaryota; Fungi; Ascomycota; Eurotiomycetes; Eurotiales; Aspergillaceae
Gene: gliA
Product: MFS-type gliotoxin efflux transporter gliA
Exons: 6
Coding region: 1-1611 (536 amino acids)
Biological process (GO): transmembrane transport
Molecular function (GO): transmembrane transporter activity
Source: RefSeq, a predicted model, not a curated record
AUGGAGCCGUCCGCUGCGAUAUCUACAACUUCCUCCACUCUAGCCCAGCCUGACGGGAAAAAACUUCCAGAGAUGGCCAAGGAGCAAGAUGAGAUGUCCCAGGGAAAGGAGGUCCCGGCGUCGUCUGCGGAUACGGGCUCGGGAGGAGUCACACUACUCAUGACUGUUGUAGCUCUGGCGCUGAGCAUGUUCCUCGUUUCACUUGACAUGACCAUCGUCGCAACGGCUAUUCCGAGUAUUACUAGUGAUUUUGGUGGCAUCGAGCUUGUGGGCUGGUACGGAUCGGCAUUUUUUAUCACCCUGGGGGGAUUUCAAGCUGCCUGGGGCAAAAUAUAUAAAUACUUUCCGCUCAAGAUUUCAUUUCUCGUGUCUAUCGUUCUUUUCGAGGUCGGGAGCUUGAUUUGUGGAGUCGCACCCAAUAGCCUGACAUUAAUUGUUGGACGAGCGGUCACAGGCAUUGGAGGCGCCGGGAUCUCCUCCGGUGCAUUUACCAUCAUUGCUUUAUCUGCGUCUCCAAAACAACGACCAGCGUACAUUGGGAUUCUAGGAGCCUCCUAUGGAGUCGCGGCUGCUAUCGGCCCUCUAAUCGGGGGCGCUUUCACCAGCAAUGUUACAUGGCGAUGGUGCUUCUACAUCAAUCUACCCAUCGGUGGGGUUGCCGGAGUGAUCAUUCUCCUUUUCUACCGACCUCCUCCCCCAUUGCUUUUCCUUAAGGACCCUUUGCGAGAGAAGAUUCUACAGUUGGACCUUCCUGGCACUGCACUUCUCAUCGGUGCCAUGAUUUGUUAUGUCCUUGCCCUUCAAUGGGGAGGAAUCACACGUCCCUGGAGUGAUUCUACUGUGGUAGGGACUUUGGUAGGAUUUGGGGUCCUACUAAUUACCUAUGCUCUAGUGCAAUGGGUGCAAAAGGAACGUGCAGCAAUGAUCGGUCGCCUUUUCCGACGGAACGUGGUGAUCUCAAUGAUUUAUAUUGACUUACUGGCGGGGACGUUCUUUUUGCUGGUCUACUAUCUGCCUAUCUAUUUCCAGGUUGUGUCUGGUGUCUCUGCAGCUGAAAGCGGAGUCCGGAAUUUGCCAUUGAUUCUGGCACAGAGUGUGGCCACUGUUUCGUCAGGGCUUGUCCUGACGCUCACGGCAGUUGGAUCUGGUCUGCUAUACACAUUGAACAUCAAUUCAGAUGCCAACAAAUGGAUUGGAUAUCAAAUACUAGCCGGCAUCGGUAUUGGAUGGUGUUUUCAGGUACCGGUUGUGACUGCUCAGUCUGCAGUACCACCAGAAGACUUACCUUCUACAACAGCCAUGGUUUUAACGGUUCAAACUAUAGGAGGCUCGGUUUUUGUAACUGCUGGCCAGUCUGCGCUCGAUAACGUCCUUCUCAAAAUGCUAGGCAAAUCCUCCAGCAUUGACGGUGCAAAAGUGGUCAUGACUGGUGCGACUGACUUGCGCAAAACCUUUGAUUCGACACAGAUACCGGCAAUCCUGGUAGCAUACAUGAAGGGCAUUCAGGCAGCCUUUCUCAUUGCAGUUGUCGCGUCUGGUCUAGCCACCGUUAUUAGCUUGGGAAGUCGAUGGAGAAAGCUUACUGGUCCCAGUGGAACGGCAGUUGUAUAA